Molecule: messenger RNA, 276 nt
Organism: Aureobasidium melanogenum CBS 110374
Lineage: Eukaryota; Fungi; Ascomycota; Dothideomycetes; Dothideales; Saccotheciaceae
Exons: 1
Source: RefSeq, a predicted model, not a curated record
ACUUGUGGCACUGUUACUUGCUUGUCUUGCAAGAACAGCGCUCACGAAGGUCCUUGUCCAGACGACGAAGGUCUCAAGGCCGCCGUUGAAGCUGCUGAAGCUGAUGGUGGAAAGAAAUGUCCUGCAUGUGGAGAAGUUGUUCUUCGUGGGCCAGGAUGUCGGCACAUUUCUGGACAUUCAUCAUGCCAGCAUCAUUGGCGCUUCCUCUGUCUCGCCGACUGGGAAGACUGCAUGGGUUCCUGCGAGGGUAGUCACGCAGAUGCAACAAGAGUUCAC